AUGGUCUUCUCUCCUAUCAGCGAGAUUCCAGCCGUGGGUCGAAAUCCGCCCUAUGUGAUCACGGUCAUCAUAUUUGCGGUACUAUGGAUACCAACUGCACUGGUGGAGAACUUCGGCGGCCUUCUAGUCCUCCGAUUCCUGACUGGUUUCUUCGGAUCUCCAUGCCUUGCUACUGGAGGGGCAAAAUUUGGAGAUAUAUGCCAAUAUCUUCUUGUCAUCUGGGCAGGUGCUACUGUUCUUGCCCCUGCUUUAGGCCCCAUAAUUGGGAACUUCAGCGCCACUGCUGAGAACUGGCGUUGGGUUUCAUGGGAAAUGCUGUGGCUCAGCGGGCCAAUCUGUGGCAUUCUAUUUUUUUCCUUGCCUGAGACAUCAUCAUCGACGAUCCUCUAUUAUCGUGCAAGACGGCUGCGAAAGCUGACUGGAAAUACUACAUUCAAAUCCCAAGCUGAAAUUGACCAAGCCCAGCUCACUACUCGUCAGGUCGUCUAUGAUGCUUUGAUUAAGCCGACCGAGAUCAACAUUCUGGACCCGGCUGUGCUCUACUCCACGAUCUAUACGAGUCUCGUCUAUGGUAUCUCUUACUCGUUCUUCGAAUCAUUCCCACUGGUAUACCAAGGAAUUUAUAGAUUCAGUUUCAGUGUAUCUAGCUUGCCAUUUAUUGGAGUGCUUCCUGGAUUGGCCGCAGCAGGAGGUCUUGUGAUCUUUCACUGGCAUUUUUUUGUGGUGAAGCCGGUCAUGCGCCUUGGCGUUUCCGCGCUUCGGGAACCUGAAAAGCGCCUAGUACCUGCUUUAUUCGCUUGUUUUUGGUUGCCAAUUGGUCUAUUCAUCUUCGGUUGGACAGCUCGUCCCAGCGUACAUUGGAUUGCAACUAUAGUAGGGCUAACUUUCAGUAUUGUUGGGACUUUUGCAAUUAUAGUCUGCAUGUUCCUAUACUUGGCAUUCACCUAUCCAAAGUAUGCAGCGCCCUUGUUUGCCGCAAAUGAUUUUGCGCGGUCGAGUCUCGCAGCCGGGGCUAUCAUGUUCUCUAGACCCAUGUUCAUCAACCUUGGUAUCCACUGGGGGUAA
Penicillium canescens is the source of this 1065-nucleotide messenger RNA. RefSeq lists its product as uncharacterized. Bases 1 to 1065 code for a protein of 354 amino acids. Gene Ontology annotation, molecular function: fluconazole transmembrane transporter activity. Gene Ontology annotation, biological process: xenobiotic detoxification by transmembrane export across the plasma membrane. The record is from RefSeq and is a predicted model, not a curated record. NCBI's taxonomy places the organism in Eukaryota, Fungi, Ascomycota, Eurotiomycetes, Eurotiales, Aspergillaceae. The transcript is spliced from 6 exons.